AUGAAGGCUUUCUUGCGGCGGGCCCUAGCACUCGGAGAGUCCCCCACAACCAAGGCGAUGAAUCUUAAACGGGAAGGCAACGCCCUUUUUAAAGAGAAGGAAUACGAUAAGGCAGCGGAGACCUAUGCACGGGCUUGCCGACUGGCUGUUGACUCUAAUUUGAUCCUCACGCUCCGUUGUAACUGGGCGUUGUGCCUACAACGGUUGGGGGACUAUAUAGGAGCCCUCACAGUGAUGGAGGAGACAGCGGUGGUCUGUUCGGAAGAUGAUUGUAAUGCUAACCCGAAAUACCUUUACCGGAAGGCUGUGUGUUUACGGCAUAUAUACGAGGACAAGUCAGCGGGGUCGGAGGAGGCGUUGGAUGGUGUUGAGCCUAAGGAUCUUCUAUACAAAGCUAGAGAGUGCCUGCGAAAGGCUAUAGCGCUGUGCCCACAGGAUAAGGCACUGAGGGAGGAGUUGAAGACUGUGAAGGGGUUAUUGACUUCAUUGGAAUGUAGUGAAGGGAGGAGUAAUGCGGCGUUAGGCGGCAAAGGUUUCGAUCUGUAUCCGGACAAGCCGGACUGGGAUGAGGCCAGAGCCGCGGCGGCGGCAGCAGCUGAGUCGCGGGAGGCUGUGCCUGUGAAUCCCCUGCCCGAGCGUUAUGGCGCUGAGUACUGGCAGGAGCGGCGAGAGAAAUGGUUAGAAGGAUGUCUGUUGGGCCAAUCGGGCCCGGUCGACACGGUGUCCAGCGAUGAGGGCCUUGAGGGCAACGUGGCGAAGGAUAAGGAUAGUGGAUGGUUCAAGUGGGGAUCUCGAGACAAGGAUGCCCUAGCAGAUGUGAUAAUGGAGAUGUCCGGACCGUAUACACCUUUGCCGAAGCCCUUUAAACUCUCUAUGGCCGUGAAAGUUGCCAAUGAGGUCAGUAUGUUGUCACCCUUUGGCUCACCCGUCAGCAAGGAUGAGGUAGAGCUCCAGCCUCGUCGUUGGUCUAAGGAAGAGUCCCCUGCCCCUAAUGAGCUCACCUACGAAGUUGAUGGUCAAUCCAGCACAGACGGCAAGUCUGAUGAUGGUGACGCCGGUCCGACUCAGCGGAGCCGAACUGCUAUAUCGCCCAGGGGCCUCUUCUAUAUGGCCCUCUUGGCGCUACAGUACGGCAGUCAGCCACUCAUCACCACAACGUUCACGCCGAGGACUAUACCGUCGUCGGCGAUUGUUACUAUAACCGAAAUUGUGAAGUUUUUCCUGGCGAUCGGGCUCAUGUUUGCAGAAGGGUCCGCCUCGAGCGCCUUGCAAGGAUGGACACUACGUGGCAGUUUUUUAGCGGCCGCUCUUCCUGCGAUGAGUUACUCUAUGCAGAAUAUAUGCAUCCAGAUUGCCUUCCAACACCUCGACCCCCUUGUUUAUAACCUGGUCAAUCAGACUAAGCUCCUCUCCACUGCUCUGUUGACUUAUCUCUUCCUUGGCAAACGGCAGAGUCGGCAUCAGCUAUUUGCUCUUGGAAUGCUCUUCGUUGCGGCCGUUAUGAUCAGCAUUGGUCAGGCUUCGGAGCCCCCGGAGGCCCAGGGCGAACGAAACCCUAGACUGGGACUCAUCUGUGUUCUAACUGCUAGCGCGCUAUCGGGUGUCGGAGCAUCUAUCUCUGAAUUGGCAUUGCAGACAUAUAGUCGGAAUAGUUUCCUUUUCUCGGCUGAGCUAGCAGUAUACUCAGUGAUAGCCAUAUCGACAGGGGAGCUCUUCAAGGAAGGUCACCUCCCUGCGGUUGGCUUAGCCCUCCAGACCUGGACUAUGCUCAUACCGAUUUUUACGGCGGCUAUGGGCGGCAUCUUUGUUGGUCAGGUCACCAAAUACGCUGGCAGUGUCCAGAAGGGUUUCUCCAUUAUAGCAGGCAUCAUCUUUACGGCAUUCUUGAGGAGUGUGAUAUUGUACAAACCGCUGACGACCGAGCUGAUCCUCUCGGCACCUCUGACUGCUGUUGCUACUUACAUGUAUGCCAAAUACCCGUACAAAGCGCAAGGACGUAGUAGUAGUAGUAAAGAGUAGAGUAGCAUAUUACCGUCUACCAAGAACAACUAUUGUCCUUCAACUCGAGUACGCUGUCUUCCUAAGUAC
Messenger RNA from Perkinsus marinus ATCC 50983, 2088 nucleotides. RefSeq names its product UDP-galactose translocator, putative. Bases 1 to 2019 code for a protein of 672 amino acids. The record is from RefSeq and is a predicted model, not a curated record. Lineage: Eukaryota; Perkinsozoa; Perkinsida; Perkinsidae. Gene Ontology annotation, molecular function: protein binding; pyrimidine nucleotide-sugar transmembrane transporter activity. Gene Ontology annotation, cellular component: Golgi membrane. Gene Ontology annotation, biological process: pyrimidine nucleotide-sugar transmembrane transport. The transcript has 17 exons.